AUGUAUAAGCUUGCUCACCUUCUCCUCCUCGCUCCCGCCGCUCUUGCCGGCCUGGUCACUCCUCUCCAGGAGCGUGAAACCACCUGCGAGGCUCCUUUGUCCGCCUGUGGCUCGACUUGCAUCGGUCCCCUGGAUAUUUGCUGCCCUGCUGCCCCCAACGGCGAGAUCAUCGGCUGCAGUGGCACUGACAACUGCUGGAUCAACCCGGACAACUCUCCCGCCUGUUGCCCUCUCUUCCACAACUGCCCUGGCCAGAAGGCCGGAGAUGGCGUGUACCAUACUAUGCCCACCAUCACUAUUCCCACCGUGACUCCUACCGUUCCUCCUGUUAGCCCGCCGCCCACUAUCAACAGCGAGCCUACUCAGCAGACCACCACUACCAGCGGCUCGACCAUCUCUACCGUGAAGAGCGUCACUCCUCCCGUUUCUGUUCGUCCUAGCAGCACCAACCCCGUCAAGAGCUCGACUCCUUAUCCUAAGCCUUCCUGCACGGCCUCUGGCUCCAGUUCUGGCUCUUCCGGCUCUGGUUCCGGCUCUUCUGGCUCUUCUGGCUCAGGGUCUGGUUCUUCUCCUUCGGCUUCUCCUGUGUUCAACGGUGCCUCUUCGUCUGGCAGCAUCUCCAUUGGUGGAAUUCUCGGCGCCAUUGUUCUGGGAAUCUUCUUGUAA
Messenger RNA from Penicillium daleae, 666 nucleotides. RefSeq lists its product as uncharacterized. The record is from RefSeq and is a predicted model, not a curated record. The transcript has a single exon. Lineage: Eukaryota; Fungi; Ascomycota; Eurotiomycetes; Eurotiales; Aspergillaceae. The coding region runs from base 1 to 666 and encodes 221 amino acids.